Molecule: messenger RNA, 1661 nt
Organism: Clupea harengus (Atlantic herring)
Lineage: Eukaryota; Metazoa; Chordata; Actinopteri; Clupeiformes; Clupeidae
Source: RefSeq, a predicted model, not a curated record
CGGCAGGUAAGUUUUCCCUGUUCACAGUUGGUGGUAGAACUGCGGUAUUAGCUUACAUUCGUUGAUUACAGAUGUUUGUAUACUCUACUGUCCGAUUCAUUACAAUCGUUGAAAGUGUUCGAAUGGGAACAGACGGCUGAAACCUGAGAGGUUUGAUGUUAUCACCGUUCUCCAUAGUCGCGCACGCGAGGGUCUAUUUGUUCAGGUUUGCAAAUGGCAAAGGAGAGGAAUAGUCAGUAGCCUACGGGGUAGCUGGCGUUUGCAGAUGUCUGAUUGCUACGCGCGGUGUUAGUCUGUUCAACAGGGAGACGUUCCAUACAGAAUGCGAAGGUCAGCUUUAACAGGAGACACAGUCCCCCUUCCACUGCGCUUCAAUGGAUCGCACAAUUUUAAUGAUGACUACAUUUCUAAGUUAGUACGUCGCCUUGAGGAACUUGACAUCUCAAGAGGAAACCCAAAUCAUGAGGCGUCAGUGCACAACAGCAAUGCAAGUCCGGAACGGGAGGACUCUUGCUGCAGUAGCAGCCUGGACUCACCCUCAGUUCUGGAAGAGCUCUCCAGUAUGAGACCGAGAAGGCUGGCACAGAGAUGGAGUGAGCUGAGGCUGCAAUUUGCCACCAGUGGGAAUCUCCAUCGGCAGACACAAACAGAAGGGCGGGACAUGGCCCAGAGCGCUCCUUUGCUGGGAAUCACCCCCAUCCAAGUCUCCAACAGUCAGAGGCUGAAGAGUAGAGGGUGGGUUAAAGAAGACACAACAAGUAUUUCUAACAUUUGGGGUGUGGACAACGAGAAGGGACUGAUGGAUUGUUACGUAAAUGGCAGCACACUAGACUAUAGCAGCAGGGAAUUAAUGGGCUACAAUUCAAACGACAGCGACAUCUCUGACCAAGAGAAAGGAAACGCACUGUCCCACUGGGCCAAUCCUGUUCAGCUGGACCUGAGACCAGAACCCUAUGACAGGGACCCAGACAUGCUGAGCAGAGAGGAUGCAGAAGCACCGCAGGUUUAUCCUGAGGUUCUGCCAGGACCACUGAAAUGGUUGCAUAUGACUCUGAGCCUGUCAUCCCCUGAUGAGGGGGAGGGCCGAGCAUGGCCGGGUUUGCACACGCAACAAGACCCCUCCAUCUCUGCUAUCGUCUCACGCUUUAUUGAGCUGGAGAGGUUACAAGCUGCCACAGUGCUGAGAGAACGUGACAGAACGGGCCGAUCACGUCCCGCAACGGCAGUUCCCAUCACAAGGUGCUGCUCUCGUCUGAGGAAACCGGACCCAGCUGACCCUCGGCCAGAGUUCUCGGGAAGGGGAGAGUGCAGGUCUGCGGUGUCUGUUUUCACGGAUGUGGCUCCUUCGAACAACGCUUUUGUGACACACAAGACAAUGAGCGUUCGAAACAAACAGCAGCGGUCUAAGAUGAGCCCAAAGCACCCAGCCGCUCCCUCUAACAGGCCUCGUUCAUGCCCGGAACGUAGAGCUGAAAAGCUGGCAUCACGCCUUUCUCCAGGUUCAUCACCCUCACCAAAACCAACCUCUCUUAAUAAAACCAAACGAUUAAAAGCCACCAAGAAAGAAAUAUCAAAGAGGGGUCGAACUGCUUUUACAAAAGGGAAUAAAAGUAAGCCUUGAUAUCAAUGUAAUUCGGUCAUUAAAUAUUUAGGUGCUAAAA